AUGUCGCAGUCGCUUCAAGACACGGCAAACAAUGAAGAGGGGAGACAAAAUGGAAAACUUCUACCUCCAUCAACUCUGUGGACUCCACCGGUCAGCCAGUCCGAACAAAACCCUGCUAACCUCUCCCAUCCAUACUAUGAAGCUUCAGAACAUAUACUACCAGCCACGAUUGAUUAUUCGGGGAGUCAAUACCCCAUGCCACCACCGUUACUUUCACCACCAAAUUCUAUUGAGGACUAUCAGAGGCCAAAGUUAUCGCAUUCAUUCCCUUUACCUUCUCAUCUACCUCCUCUGGAUUCGAUGAGGUACCUUCCGCCCCCAGCGCUGCCACCUCCAACACAUGGCCUUUCCGAUUGUCCCAGUCCACAGCGAUUCCUAAAUCUCUCCAACCCACCAGAUCUGAAUCAAAGCAAUCUUUCUUACUCCCAACCUCUACCUCCUCCUCAAAAUGUACAGAGCAAUGGAAAUGAUCACAGUGAUGAGGGCGAUUAUGCUGUAGAUGGUGAUAGCAGUUCUGGUGUCCAUCAUUUUUACUUUUUCAAUAAAUGGCUAUGGCUUAAUUUUGCACACUGCUACUGCAUUACAGACGGCAAGUCACGGAAGAAGAGAAAGCCUUAUACCAGAUUCCAAACCAUGGUUUUGGAGAAUGAAUUUCUUGGAAACGCCUACAUUACAAGGCAAAAGCGAUGGGAGAUUUCUUGUAAACUUAACUUAACCGAACGACAGGUGAGAAAUUCCCCUAAAAUCGAUCACAUAGGACGUAUCGGAGUGCCAGAAUUUGUACCGAUUGAAGAAGACAAAGGUCUGCAAUAUCAAACGGCGGCUUCAGGUUACGUGCUGCUGGUAAAAGUGUGGUUUCAAAACCGCCGUAUGAAGAAGAAGAAAAUCCAGUCUCGGACUUCCGGGUGUCCCACCACAAACACAACAGCGGAAAGCACCAAGUCGCCCCAUGUCGAAGACAGUGACGAUGAGAGCGAGUGCACUGAUCACUCAACUCACCAAGUGUUACCUCCGCAACUGUCCCUUGAACCCUCCAUUUCUCCAUGCAAACAACCGAUUUCCAUCAGCUAUCCCCAUCCCGUUCCAUCCCUACUGCAUCCGCCUUCUCUUCCACCUGCCCCACAGCCAAAGCCAGAAGGAUUUUACUUACCCAGCGGAUACUUACCAUGUCCUCCGCCGAAUCCAUCAACUACCUCCUCCUCCUCUUUUGGAGCUCUGCGUGAUAUUAGUACCAGCUACCCAUCGUCAACGUCUGAACUCUAUUCCGUACCUCGCAGCCAGUUCUUAGUUCCACAAAAUAAUUGGUUUAAUCCAGAUGCGAAUGCAAGUAGUGAGAACAGCAGCCCCUCAAUGGCAGGUCUAUUGAGCGGCACUAACGAUCCCGGUAGUUGUUUGUCGCAUCUCGGUAGCCCACCAAAAUCGCAGAUUAAUGGAUUAGGACGAUAUGCUGCGGUCGUGUCGAACCUACUCGAUAACACAACAGAACUUACGCAAGGGAGUGAGUACCAAAUGAACCCACUCAGUGCGUAUCUCUCUCAGACUGCCUAUCCACAGACUGCUACAGCUUUCUAUGACUCUGGUCAGACAGGAGGUGGCGAGGUUAACGGUGGCGGCAAUUAUCAUCACCAUUUUCAAAGUGAAUCGUCAAUGGUGAGGGGAGAUAAUGAAGCACCAUCCUUUGACUAUGACGGCUACCCUUCCGCAUUCGCACCACCAAUGCAGACGGGCGUUCGAACCAGUGGAGUCUAA
Messenger RNA from Hydatigera taeniaeformis, 1749 nucleotides. NCBI's taxonomy places the organism in Eukaryota, Metazoa, Platyhelminthes, Cestoda, Cyclophyllidea, Taeniidae. The record is from the annotation of a GenBank genome assembly.